GACAGCAAACGCAACUGCUUUAUCCACAAGUCCAAUUUCACUGGGAUGAACUUUCCUGCUGAUGGACCAGUGAUGCAAAAGAGGACAACUAAUUGGGAGCCGUCCGUCGAAAAAAUGACUGUGAGCGAGGGGAUAUUGAAGGGAGAUGUUACCAUGUUCCUCUCGCUGAAAGAUGGGGAAAAGCACCGUUGCCAGUUCCAUACGUUAUACAAGUAUGUUUUUUAAGUUUCUUUCUCAAAGUAACAAUAUAAGAGAACAGUUUAAGAUACCACGACGUCGGCGGUGGAGCAAACGUCACUCAGAAAGUGACUUCACGUUCAUUGUUUUAUCAAGACAUGCUUUUCCUUUGUUUAGCUUUUUGAUACUUUGGUUAACUACAUAUAGUUACGUUCUCAACGUUCCAGGCCCUCAGAUUUUGCGGACGGUGCAAAAGCGGGCAGGAAAAACAGCGCAUUCACCGAUUAUCUAAACGCUUAGAACUGCAGGUUACAAGAGUAACUGGCUUAUAUUUUUUUCAAACCGAACUUUCAACGAUCAUUCCAGAGUAUUCACCCUGGGCUAUGAGUACUUCACGUGGGUGCCAUUCUUUAGGUUUAAAAAGGACUUGUGUUACAACACUAUAUAUGUAUUUUUUCUGCACAGAGCAAAGAAGGCUGUCGAAUUGCCAUCGCAAAGUCACUAUGUGGAACAUCGCCUGGUGAGGACUGACCUUACUGCUGGAGAAGUUCAACUGGAUGAGCAUGCUGUUGCACGUUUAAACACCGUGUGA
Messenger RNA from Porites evermanni, 769 nucleotides. Lineage: Eukaryota; Metazoa; Cnidaria; Anthozoa; Scleractinia; Poritidae. The record is from the annotation of a GenBank genome assembly.